This is a messenger RNA of Patiria miniata (bat star), 2852 nucleotides long. Its product is annotated as tubulin alpha-1 chain-like. Gene Ontology annotation, biological process: microtubule cytoskeleton organization; mitotic cell cycle. Gene Ontology annotation, cellular component: cytoplasm; microtubule. The record is from RefSeq and is a predicted model, not a curated record. Bases 145 to 1500 code for a protein of 451 amino acids. Lineage: Eukaryota; Metazoa; Echinodermata; Asteroidea; Valvatida; Asterinidae. Gene Ontology annotation, molecular function: structural constituent of cytoskeleton; GTP binding. The transcript is spliced from 3 exons.
CGUCAACCAUUCACACUGCGUGCUUGUGUAGAAAGUAACACUCCUUACUGGUCGCCAUCAAACGAACUACACAAGGCUUAAUCGAGUCUGACUCCUAACUCAGUGAAUCUUAUCUUUGAAUAUCUCAGACUUGGAUUCCUCAUCAUGCGUGAAUGUAUCUCUAUCCAUGUCGGCCAGGCCGGAGUCCAGAUGGGCAAUGCCUGCUGGGAGCUGUACUGCCUGGAGCACGGCAUCCAGCCUGAUGGUCAGAUGCCCAGUGACAAGACCAUCGGAGGUGGUGACGACUCCUUCAACACCUUCUUCAGCGAGACCGGCGCUGGCAAGCACGUCCCUCGUGCCGUUUUUGUCGAUCUGGAACCAACCGUUGUCGAUGAGGUUCGUACUGGCACCUACCGCCAGCUCUUCCACCCUGAGCAGCUGAUCACAGGGAAGGAGGAUGCAGCCAACAACUAUGCCAGAGGCCACUACACCGUCGGCAAAGAGCUCAUUGACCAAGUGCUUGACAGAAUCCGUAAGUUGGCUGACCAGUGCACGGGUCUCCAGGGUUUCCUCAUCUUCCACAGCUUCGGUGGAGGCACCGGUUCUGGCUUCACAUCCUUGUUGAUGGAGCGUCUUUCUGUCGACUACGGCAAGAAGUCCAAGCUGGAGUUCGCCGUCUACCCAGCCCCACAGAUCUCCACUGCUGUUGUUGAGCCCUACAACUCCAUCCUGACCACUCAUACCACCCUGGAGCACUCUGACUGUGCCUUUAUGGUCGACAACGAGGCUAUCUACGACAUCUGUCGUCGCAAUCUCGACAUCGAGCGCCCAAGCUACACCAAUCUCAACCGUCUGAUCGGUCAGAUUGUGUCCUCCAUCACUGCUUCGCUUCGUUUCGACGGCUCUUUGAAUGUCGACCUGACUGAGUUCCAGACCAACUUGGUGCCCUACCCCCGCAUCCACUUUCCACUUGUUACCUACGCCCCUGUCAUCUCUGCUGAGAAAGCCUACCAUGAGCAGCUGACUGUUGCAGAGAUCACCAACUCUUGCUUCGAGCCGGCCAACCAGAUGGUGAAGUGCGAUCCCCGUCACGGCAAGUACAUGGCCUGCUGUCUGCUCUUUCGUGGUGAUGUCGUCCCUAAAGAUGUCAACGCCUCAAUCGCAACCAUCAAGACCAAGCGCACCAUCCAGUUCGUGGACUGGUGUCCAACUGGCUUCAAGGUGGGCAUCAACUACCAGCCACCCACCGUCGUGCCUGGCGGUGAUCUGGCCAAGGUGCAGCGUGCCGUCUGCAUGCUGAGCAACACCACGGCAAUCGCCGAGGCCUGGGCUCGUCUGGAUCACAAGUUUGAUCUGAUGUACGCCAAGCGUGCCUUUGUCCACUGGUACGUGGGAGAGGGUAUGGAGGAAGGUGAGUUCUCUGAGGCUCGUGAGGAUCUGGCUGCCCUGGAGAAGGAUUACGAGGAGGUUGGAAUGGAUUCAGCUGAUGGAGGUGAAGAAGACGAAGGAGAUGAGUACUGAACGUUCUGAUUAUUGAAGGCAAAUUUGAGUAAAUUAUUUACGAUUUUAUUUAUAUGAGGCCAAUAAAAAAUUAGAAAAGUUUGUUGUAAACUUAUGAGGUAAAAAUAUUUUGAAACUAAAAUGUUGUCACUAGAGUAAAACUGACUGACCAGUAGGCCCCACCCACUGCGCACGUGGGAACAACACGUGGUUCUUUCCAUCACAUUUCCAUACGCGCGCACCGCAUGAUAUGUCGAAUUUAUGUGAACGCAUAACAUUAUUCACAGUUGUGAUUGGUUAAAACACAAUUGGGCGGGGCUUAAUGGGCGGGGCUUAAUGGGCGCCGAGUUUGGGUGUGAUAUUGAAGAUAUGCAUAGGCCGAUAAAACCUCAUGUGGGUCGAGGGUUUGAAAUGGGUUUUAUGAAUAAUACCUGCCAAAUUUAGGGAAAAAGGGAAACUUGAUCAAAAUCCUGGCAUAUUUACCGAUGAGAAGUAAAUGUUUUUCAGACUCAGAUUGUGAAUUCAAAACAGUGAAAAUAUUUUUUUCUAAGUAAGAGUAUAUUGAAGCGAUCUAAAUUGUCAUUUUAUUAGCUAAAUCUAGAAUUUGGUAUCAGGAAAAAGUACUUUUAGUCUGUCAAUGAGGAGCGAAUACUAUUUUUAUGGUCACGUGAUCAUGGUCUGAUGAUCAAAUAAUUAACCAAUCGCAGUGGAAUCGUGUCAACGCAGAUUGUGAAAUAUGGAUGUAGAACGCGCAAAAUUUGAGACAAAGACAAGUUUUUUCAAAAUUACAUAUGGUUGUCUAAGGGGCGUGGCUAAGUCGCAAACGACGAUAGGUCAAUUAACGAUGGUUUUGUAUGACAGUUACUAUAAAAUCAAGUAUAAUUCAUUAUUAUUCUAAUUAAAGGCGCGUGGGAACAUUGGAAGUUAAAGAUGCAUUUAUUUCCCCGUGAUAUUUCUAGUUGCACCCCAAAAAAAUCCAAUUAUUAUUUUCCUAGUAAUAUAAAAGUUAUUAUUUUCAAUAAAAUAUCGAACGAAGAAACGUUUAGUUAUUGAAUGAUUUCUUUAUAAAAUUCAAACAUUAUUUACGGCCGGACAAUAUUUCGGCAGGGCGAGUUCAGGCAUGCGCAAAAUGAAAUUCCUUUUUUUUUUCAGAGUGUUGCAGCUGUCCAAUAUCGCUGGGAAAAGGUUUUUUUCGUUAAAAGAAAAUCAAUCCUUUUUUUUAAGAGCAUGGGGCGCACAACUUUAACAGGCAAAACACCUGACGAUUUAAUGAGGAACACUUUGUUCAAAGUGAAUAUCAGAAUUGACUCAAUACAUUGUGAACAUUUCCCGCCUAAUACUGUUAAGAAUACAGGGCGAGUUAAAAAAAAAAA